GGAGAGGUGAGUAAGGCGGGUUUUUCCGUUAUUUACAACAGUGAUUGUCUACACUCAGUGCCAGUUGCUCGCGUCUGUGCCGUCUGCGUAGUUCUGCUUCCAUGGCGACUAUCGCCGAGCUGAAGGCCGCUUUGAAGGAGACUCUGGAUUCAAGAGGAGUAUUAGGCCAGCUGAAGGCCCGUAUCAGAGCUGAGGUGUUCAAUGCCCUUGAUGACCAAAGUGAAUCAAAGCCCCCUCUGUCCCACGAGAACCUUCUUGUCAAUGAGCUUAUACGAGAGUAUUUGGAGUUUAACAAAUACAGAUACACGGCGUCUGUGCUGACAGCAGAGUCUGGCCAACCUGAGGUGCCCCUUGACAGACAGUUUAUUUUAAAUGAGCUAAAUGUCACUGAAGAUGCCAGUGCCAGAUCAGUACCUCUCCUUUAUGGAAUGCUUGCCCAUUUCCUCCAAGAAAAGGGAGAGCGAGGAAACCGAAUAUUACUCCGUGGACCAUAUUUGCCACCUACCAGGGAGAAUGCAUCACGCAAGCCAACUGAGAAGAAGCGGGAUGAUGACUAAAGACCACGCCGGAUCAAAUACCAGAGAGCUGCAAACUUAUGGAGGUAGAUGUUAGAAAAUGAGGAGGUGGACUUGACAGUUCUGUGCAUUUUUACUGACCUCUGCCUUUGAAUCAGAUUUUAUGUGCACUUUUAACGUCGGGUAUUCUGGAGUGACGAGAUGAGCGCUACAUUUCUUGGAGAAUUUUACAUUGACUUUUACUAGUGUUUUUUUGCCAAUUCCUUAAUUUAAUUUGAUCUCUGCCCAGCUGCUGAAAAAGUUUUGGCCUUCAGAGUAUACAUUCACAAAAUCUUAUGAAUUUGUACAGGCUUUUGUAAUAUAAUUUUAUUAAAAAAAAAAAAAAAAAGCUUAUUAG
Erpetoichthys calabaricus (reedfish) is the source of this 912-nucleotide messenger RNA. RefSeq names its product centrosomal protein 20 (gene cep20). Bases 102 to 557 code for a protein of 151 amino acids. Gene Ontology annotation, cellular component: motile cilium; centrosome; ciliary basal body. The transcript has 5 exons. Gene Ontology annotation, molecular function: protein binding. Lineage: Eukaryota; Metazoa; Chordata; Cladistia; Polypteriformes; Polypteridae. Gene Ontology annotation, biological process: microtubule anchoring; cilium assembly. The record is from RefSeq and is a predicted model, not a curated record.